Messenger RNA from Saimiri boliviensis boliviensis (Bolivian squirrel monkey), 3068 nucleotides. The record is from RefSeq and is a predicted model, not a curated record. Lineage: Eukaryota; Metazoa; Chordata; Mammalia; Primates; Cebidae.
GGGGGCUGAUAGAGAUGGCGGGCGGAAGGACUCCUAAUAAGGCUCCCGGAAGCGGGCUGGGCGGGACCCCGGUAGUGCCGCCCUCGGUCGGGUGGACCGGCGCCUGGUUCGCAGGCUCCCGCGCAGCGACGCGUCUUCCUGCUGGUGGAAUUCGCCAGCCGCCAGCCUCGCCGGCCCAGGUACUUGACGGCAUCAAACGUAAAAGUGUGUUCUUAAUUCUAAAAUCUAUGACAGAACCGAACGCUUCUUUUUCCGACAGGAAAGUGCUCAGAUGUAUUCUGCUGAAUACCGGUUCCUCCAGUCGACAUCCGCAUUACAGUUUAUUGUCACAUCAAAAGGGAAGAGCGAAAAAUAAAUAUAGCUUAGGCAGGACUUUUGAAACUUUAUUGAAACUCGAAAGACAAAGUGCUGUCUCUUCCUCCAGUGAUGUUCUUCCUCCCUCAGUCUCUACCCUCCCCAAAAUGAUGUACACACAGCGCUUAGAUGAGGACACGCUUGUGAGGCUCAACGUCAAACCUUUAGCCUUGUCUCUCCUCGCACCCUUUUUUUAAAAACAAAACUUCGUCUGAUUUUAAUGGACUAUUACCAUCAUCGUCGGUAAAUAUUUCUUGACAGAACACUGCUGAUUCUGAGAAUUGCGAAAGAAAUAAACGGUCCAGAUAGUUUUCUAAUAUACUUGGGAAGGACGUACAUAUAUUUAUUCAAUAAUGGUGUAAUGAGAUGUGUCAAAUGAAAGGUGUCAAUGAUAAGGGCUACAGGGACUGGGAUCAGGGAGUCAUUUCUGAGGGCAGAAAAUGCCUCAGGAGGAACUAUUCAGGCUGAAAGGACUGCAAUAAAUAAAAAGUGGGAUGACGAAAGGGCAGAUGUCUGAAUGGACAUCUUCGUCCAGGAACAACAAUUAGUGCCUUUUACAUUUGUCACGUGUUGACUGAAUGAAAGUAUACCUCUCUUAAACUUUCAAAUAUCAACACCAACCCUUGCUGUUUCCCGGUAAGCAUUUUCCGCAAAAGCUGUCUUCCCGAAUCCUGAUUGAUGUCUCUGUUCUUCAUCAUCACUGAGAUACUUAAAAAUUCAUUUGAAGAAGCCACCUGAUAAUCUGGAACAAAGAGCAUAUUAAAUUAGUCCCGAUGCAGCCAUGUAUCCAGGGGGCCCUUGAAUAAUGUUCAUUGGUGAUGACAGCAUCUCUGUCGUGUAAAUUAAGAAUGGCACAAACAAGACACAGUGGAACAUAAAACAAAAGUCAUCUGCAGGAAGGCAGCCCAUCUUACAGGGUAAGAAGAGCGCAACCCUGGUUGUACACACUGCUUUGUUACCACAAAAUGCUAAGGUGAAAUCUGCAAAAGCAAAUGUGUAGAAUGUAGCCCAUCUGCUAAACAAAGAAGAGCUCUGCUGAGCAGGGAGUAAAUGACAGGAAAACCAAACAGCAGAUGGUAAAAAAUAACUUAGUCACAUCCCAGGCUUCCUAGAGAUGUAUCGUAAAGACUUAAGGAAGAAGAUUUUACUUUGCUAUUGUUAAACAAAAGCCUACCCCAGUUUAAGAGGCAAAGAUAUAGAAAUGAAAAAAAAAAAAGUGACAACCUUAGUAAAUGAGUUUUAUAGCCUGUGUUUUACCAGCUCUUAUCUUCUCUGCUACUGCAGGAAACAGUACCCAGUACCCUACAAAGUUCCACCCAUGUUUUGGGGAGUCCCUAGGAAGUAUUUCCCGGGUGCUCACAGCAACCACAGUGUGCCCAGCGGCACUGCCGCUUGUCCCAAUAGCCAUGCAUCUGUAGGUGUCACUCUUGCUACUGGCUAUCACAGCCACUUUAGCUUGAUACUGAGUCUCCACUGGGCAUAGCAACUGGGUACAGCCACUCCUCAAACUGCCUGGUAUUGGUGGUAAUCUACGGCAAAGCACCUCUCCUUUUGCAUUACCCUCUUUGAAGUGAGUAACACUGUAUCUUAGCCUUCUUUUCUCAACUCCAAAGGGCUUAAAAUGAAGUCCUUGGAGUCUAGGCCAAAAAACAACUCCUCAAGUGACAGAUCUUAUGCUGUACUUCUCUCUCCCACUAGCUAAGCCCUCUUACUGGGAGAAUGGUAUCACACCUGGCUCACUCUUCCCUUCAUUGAUUUCUCUGUUUCUCAUACAAAGAUUUCUGUCUGUUGCCUGUGAGAGACUGAAUUUGCACAAGCUCUAUGAAAGGCAUUUUGGCAGUUUGAUCCAGGAGUUCGUCGUCUAUUAAUUGGUCUUACAGAUAGACUCACAAAUAUGUGAAAAAAUAUAUUAAUUUGAGGUUGUUUAAUGUACUAUUUCUAGUUACAAAAGGUUGAAAACAACCUAAAUGUCCAUUUAGAGAGAACUAGUCAAAUACAUUACGGUUCAUCCAAAUCCAAAGAGUAGUGCAAGCUGUUCUCCUUUGGGCCUUCUGAUCCUGCACAGGUACAUUAGGUCCAGUCGGGAAAACAGACCCUACGCUAGGCAUUUCAACAAAGAGAUCUUAAUACAAGCUAUUGGUUCAUUAGUUACUGGAGAACUUAAAGCCAAAAGGAGAAAUAGAGAAGAGGACAUCCAGGAAGCAGCUCACACUCUAAGGCUGAGAGAACAAAAAGAAAAUGUUGAGGUUACUAGAAUGUGGAGGUUUGUAGGAGAGGCCUCCUGGAGUUGGUCAGACCUCUGAGAAAGGGUCACUACCCCACUGGUGGGGGUGCCUCUGAGGAGACAAAAUGAGACUGCCUCUGGGAACAUCUGGAAAAGAGAAAAGCUGGAGACUGCAAUCCACUGCCACUGUGGAGUAGAAGAUCACUACUCAGGUGCUGCGGGGAGGAACAGCAAGCAAAAGAGCAUCCCAGUUGUUCCCUAGCAUCCUUUCUUGGCAAAUAUAACAGGGAGCUGGUCAUGUGGUUUGCAGAGUUUGAAGGGUAAGACUGGAACUGACAUGCAACUCCUUACUAAAUUGGGUAUUUCCAUAUAACCCCUAACAAGCAAGAGGCACCUCUUUAUGAGCUAACAUAGAAAACUCUCAAAGAAAAAAAGCAAGGCUUCGAAGACUGUGUAUGGUAUACCGUAAGUUGAGAUAAAAGAAAGAAAA